AUGAUCGUUGUUGUUGUCACUAUCUAUCUAUCUAUCUAUCUAUCUAUCUAUCUAUCUCUACAAUCUUACACAUUUAUAUAUCUAACUCAAUCUGUUUCUAUCUAUCUAUCUAUCUAUCUAUCUAUCUAUCUAUCUAUCACAGUCUGUUUUCUUUCUUUCUUUCUUUCUAUCUAUCUUCUGUUCUAUCUAUCUCAAUCUACAUUUAUCUAUCUAAAUCAGUCUGUUUCUAUCUAUCUAUCUAUCUAUCUCAAUCUUUUAUCAUGUUUGAUCGUCAUUUUUUUUCUUGACAUGUUGAACAAAUACUACAAUAUUCGGCGCCGCGCCACCCCAUUUAGUGUCAUUCAGCUCAGCGGGAUCACAUUUAAUGUUACUUGGCUCAGCUUUACUCCGUUUAGUGCUACUCGGCUCAACCCUACCCGUUUAGUGUUACUCGGCUCAAAUCUAAUCCAUUUGGUGCUACUCGGCUCAACUCUCCUCCGUUUAUAUUACUCGACUCAACGCUACCACGUAUACUGCUACUCGCUCAGCGCUACACUGUUUAGUGUUACUUUGAACAGUACUAUUACCUGUAGUCUUACUAAGCUCAGCGCUACCCCGUUUAGUACUAUUUUGCACAGCGUUACACCGUUUUGUACUUCUCGGCUCAGGCCUACCCCGUUUAGUGCUUCUCGGUUCAGCGCUACCCCGUUGAGUGAUACUCGGCUCACUGCUACUCUAUUUAGCGAUACUCGACUCAGCACUAUCCUGCUUAUUGUUACUCAGCUCAGCGAUAUCAUGUUUAAUGCAACUAGGAUCGGAGCUACCCUGUUUAAUGUUACUAGUUUUAGCGCUAACCUUUUUAGUGUUACUCAACUCAGCGCUACUCCUUUUAAUGCUACCCGGCUCGGCUCUACCCUGUUUAAUGUUACUAGGUUGAGCGCUACCCUUUUUAGUGUUACCCGGCUCAGCGACACCUUUUUAAUGCUACUCUGCUCGGCGCUACCCUGUUUAAUGUUACUAGUAACGAAAUUAUUGAUUAAUGCACGCUACUUCUUUGUGGACAAGGAUGAUGACAUCAGGUCAAAGAAGGAUUGGCAUUUUCUUUUGAUAGAGUCGACCAUCAUAUUCGUAGAAAUGCAUCUCUCUCUUUCUUUCUUUCGCACUUUUUUCUUUCUUUCUUUCUUUCUUUCUGUUUCUCUUUUUUCUUUGUCUUUCUUUCUUUCUUUCUUUCUUUGUGUUCUUUCUUUCUUUCUUUCUUUCUUUCUUUCUUUGUCUUUCUUUCUGUCUUUCUUCCUUUCUGUUCUUUAUUUCUUUAUUUGUUCCCUUCUUUCUUUCUUUCUGUUUUUCUUUCUUUCUUUCUUUUCUUUCUUUCAUUGUUUCUUUCUUUCUUUCUUUCUUUCUUUGUCUUUCUUUCUGUCUUUCUUCCUUUCUGUUCUUUAUUUCUUUAUUUGUUCCCUUCUUUCUUUCUUUCUGUUUUUCUUUCUUUCUUUCUUUCUUUUCUUUCUUUCAUUGUUUCUUUCUUUCUUUCUUUCUCUCUUUCUUUGUCUUUCUUUCUGUCUUUCUUUCUUUCUUUCUGUUCUUUCUUUCUGUUCUUUCUUUCUUUCUGUUUCUCUUUCUUUCUUUCUGUUCUUUCUUUCUGUUUCUCUUUCUUUCUUUCUUUCUUUCUUUCUUUCUUUCUUUCUGUUCUUUCUUUCUUUAUUUGUUCCCUUCUUUCUUUCUUUCUUUAUUUGUUUCUUUCUUUCUGGUUUACUUUCUUUCUUUCUUUCUGUCUGUUUCUUUUUUCUUUGUUACUUUUCUUUCUUUUCGUCUUUUUCUUUCUUUCUUUCUUUCUUUCUUUCUUUCUUUCUUUCUUUUCUUUUCUUUUCUUACGCAGGCUUCUCUCAGUCUGUUCAUAUCUAUCUAUCUAUCUAUCUAUCUAUCUAUCUAUCUAUCUAUCUAUCUAUCUCACUUUGUUCUUAUCUAUCUAUCUAUCUAUCUAUCUAUCUCAGUUUGUUCAUAUCUAUCUAUCUAUCUAUCUAUCUCACUUUGUUCUAUCUAUCUAUUAUUCAUCUAUUCAUCUAUCUAUCUAUCUAUUUAUCUAUCUAUCUAUCUAUCUAUCUAUCUCAGUCUGUUCUAUUUAUCUAUCUAUUUAUCUAUCUAUCUAUCUAUGUUCUAUUAUCUAUCUAUCUAUCUAUCUAUCUCAUCUUUGUUCUUUUAUCUAUCUAUCUAUCUAUCUAUCUAUCUAUCUAUCUAUCUCAUCUAUCUAUCUAUUUAUCUAUCUCACUUUGUUCUUAUCUAUCUAUCUCACUUUUUUCUUAUCUAUCUAUCUAUCUAUCUAUCUAUCUAUCUAUCUAUCUAUCUAUCUAUCUAUCUUUUUCUUUGUCCAUCUCAUUUUUUCUUCGCUGUAAAAUCCCUUCGGUCGUUUUCUUCUUCUUUUACACGUCAUCCUAUUUUCUUUGA
Molecule: messenger RNA, 2418 nt
Organism: Acanthosepion pharaonis
Lineage: Eukaryota; Metazoa; Mollusca; Cephalopoda; Sepiida; Sepiidae
Source: the annotation of a GenBank genome assembly